GGUAGAGGCGGUAGAGCGGCAGAAGCGGCGGAGGGAAAGAGCCAAGAACCAAAAGUCGGUGUUUGAACCGGAGGAGGAGAAAAUAAACCAUGCCGAAUCCGUGAAACUGGAACAUCUUCACAUCUCCCCGCCGUGCAUCGUUGAGCUGUGCGGGUUGGAGGCCGAUCGAGGUGAUACCUCAUUGGCUGGUGUGACCCCGGCAGGCCCACCGCCUCUCAAGGUGGGCCCCGAUUGGCUGGACCUGCACUGGGGAGAGAAUGGCCGGCACCGCUGCCGUCAGCUGAAGAGCUAAGCCCCGCUGUUUCCUCCUCCGCCUCCCUCACGUCACUGUUCAUUGCUAUGUUGUGAACUGUGACUCCCUCCAACCGAUUCGCUGUAGAGUACUAUGGCAAUGCAUGAUAUGAGUCGUGCCAAGGGUUUCCCCUGUAAAGCGUGUGAUAUGGUUUGUCCGAGUACUCCAAGUCUUCUAGAGCAUAUGAAAGCACAUUAUCAGCAAGAAGAAAACGGACGAUUUGAGUGUGAACAGUGUGGCCGAAUCUACAAGCACGCAGCCAGCCUCGCUAAUCAUAAAAAAUCUCACGAAGUCGGUUCAUUCCAGUGUCCUGUUUGUACGCGUACCCUGCCUAACGCGGUCGCUUUGAAGAACCACCUACGUAUCCAUACAUUGUCCCCCAGUAGUGCACACACAGAAGAAGAGAGCGAAGAAGUUCCUGAAGAGCCGGGCCACGACGAGAGGGACUACGGUCUCGCCCAAGACCUCUCGGACGGGUUCGGGCGCUCCCAUUUGAAUAAUAGUGGUAUGGGACAUAGUGUCCUACAAAGCCACGAGACAGACGACCACGGAAAAAAAGGCUCCCCAGAAUCUGACGACGCUUGGGACAGACCCUUCAAGUGCGAUCAGUGCGACAGAACCUACCGGCACCACGGUAGCCUGGUGAACCACAAGAAGUGUCACCAGCAAGGAACUUUUAAGUGCUCUGUGUGUUUUAAACAAUUUGGCAACCUGGCUGCCCUAAACAGCCACGAGAGAACUCACUCGAAGUUCAAGACCCCCGGGGCCUCCAUGGUGAGCAGUAGCAGCAGCCUCCAUGAGGAGCGCAGCAGUGGCACCCAGUCAUCAAGUGACGACACAGCCUCGUGUUUCUGCCACCUGUGUCAGAUAGCGCUGCCCAAUAAGACAGACUUUCAGGAGCACAUCCUGCUACACAACUCGGCCUCCCCCUCUCUUGGCCUCCCACGCAGUUUCCCCGGCAUCAUGCCCCACAAUCUGAGUGCGGUCCGAACCCCAGCAUACACCCCUGCCCUUGGGGACCCUCUGCCCCUGCCACCCCUGCCAAGUGACAAAAGAGGUCCCUACGACCCCAUAAUGGGUCCCCCAGUCAACAAUCCCAUCUACACAUGCGCAUACUGCGGCGCAGGACACCCAGAUCUGGAGACUCUGAAGGUCCACUAUCUGACCCAUGAUCCCCACCCUGCCUCCCAUGGCCAGGACAGCAUCCUCAACUCGGACACACUAAGCUCUGGGUCACAGGGCUCUGUGUCUUCCCCCUCUGGAGGUCGUGUGCCACAGGCCAAUUCUCCAGAUGAUGGAGAGCGGCGUUUUAAGUGUGGGGAGUGCGGCAAAAGCUACCGGCAUGCAGGAAGCCUGGUGAACCACAAACGCUGCCAUCAGACAGGCCACUACCAGUGCACCAUCUGCUGCAAGCAGUACCCUCACCUGGCAGCGCUACACAGCCACCUACGAAGCCACAAAGGGCGUCCCUCCAACCAGCCUAUUAACAAUGACAGCAAUGACUGGCUAUCUCCGGAGCCGCUUACUCUAGACUCCCAGCAGAGCUACGUCCAGGAAGGCAGCGGAGCCACCACUCCCAUCUCACUGCCGGGAAAUCUUGGUGAUGCUGCCCACUUUGUACCUGACGGUGGCCACAGCAGUGGGUUGGACUCUCUUGAGUUCCACGAUCGCUUUGAUGGCAGCUCACUUUCCCAGAGCAACUCUGCUCACCGUCAGGCUGACAGACACGUAUGUGCAGACUGCGGUGAGAUGUAUGGAGAUGUAUCUGGCAUCAAGUCGCACAUGUGUCCCCGUCGUGGCCAGCAGCCGCAACAGCAGCAGAGCAACAUGUCCAACGGUUUCAUGGGGAGCAUGAACUACCACAGCUCCAGUGGAACCUCGCUGCCCGCAGGAAGCUCCAGCAGCCUGAAAGAAAGCAGCAGCCAGCGACAAUACUCCCAGAGCGGAGGUAAGAGGAUGGGUAGCAAUGACAAAGAUGACGAUGAUGAUGGAGAAGUAUAUCAGUGUUCAGUUUGUGGAAACCAUUACGCCAGCCUCAGAGCCCUCAGAAGCCACCUGCGUAGCCAUGCCAAUAACCCAACAGGGCCAGGACCUUCCAACCUGGAGCAGGAGUGGAGGAUGAUCUGCUCCACCUGUGGCCAGAGCUUCUCCAGGAAGCAAGACCUUCUGAAUCACCAGUUGGUCCAUGGCCCCCAAAGGCCCGAUGGCCAGCAACAGAGUAUCGUAGGCAGCUCAGCCAAUGGCAACGACAAGAUGGACGGACGCAACCACAUUUGUGUCGACUGUGGCAUGUUUUUUGCUGAUCGCCACCAUCUGAUCACCCACCUGUGCCCUGGCAAAAAUCGGGCCACCUCAUUGAGCAAGCAGGGCCUAAAUGGAGCCAAAGGGAUGUCUGGAGGAGACGGUGUUGGCGGUGGGGUCGCCGGAGGAAGCCGUGAUGUUGGCGGCGAUGGACGUAGGCCUUUGGUUGACCAAAGUGACAAGCCCCACAAGUGCGACCAAUGUGGACGAGGGUACAGACACCCCUGCUCACUCCUGAACCACAAGAAGUCCCAUAAGACUGGUGUCUUCCGCUGCCUGGUUUGCCAGAAGCGCUACUACAAUCUGCUGGCUCUGAAAAAUCACCAAAGGACCCACUUUGACCUAAAGAGGCACAAGUGUGAAGAAUGUGGCAAGGCUUUCAAGAUCCAAAAGCAGCUCAUCAACCACCUCCGUCUCCAUGAGGAGCACCGAGCCAAAGGUCUUGUUCGGACCGGCCCCAAUGGUUCCCGCUUCCAGCAGCCUGGCCCGUCUCAAAUGCAGACAAUGAGAGGAGAAUCAUCAAAGGGCCAGGCGAUGGGCAUGAAAUACAGCCACCAAGGGUUCAAAAAGCCCUACUCUUCAGCUGGAACUUCCAGGCCCCAAAAGUUUGACCCAGCAGAAAGUGGAAGGCGGCCUUUUGCCUGUGAAGAAUGUGGCAAGACAUACCGACACGCAGGCAGUCUGGCCAAUCACAAGAACCUUCACAAAAUCGGGGAGUACCACUGCAAUGUUUGCAACUCCACAUAUCCCAACAGGCUGGCAAUGAAAAACCAUCUACGUCUCCACUUCGCCCAGAAGAAGCACAACUGCCAAGAGUGUGGAAAGGGGUUUCGCACCCAGAGGCAGCUGGCCACCCACACUACAGCCGGCCUCUGCAAAGGACCACAAGGGCCUGGGGUCCAGAUGGAUUUUGAGUGUGAUGGCUGCUGUGAAGGCUUUGCCACGGCUGAUGAACUUGCAGCCCACGAUUGCCCGGCCCAGCACCUGCCUUCAUCCUCCUCCACCAACAGCUCCACCAACAUCAGUAUGGAGAGGAGCUCUGUGGACCUGGACUCUGACGAGAGACCCUAUGCCUGUGACCUGUGCAGCUGUGCCUACAAACAUGCAAGCUCCUUGCUGAACCACAAGCACACCCACAAGACGGGCAACUUCCGGUGCAACUUCUGCGACAAGCCCUACACCAACUACAUGGCGCUGCGCAACCACAUGCGUAUCCACACGCAGCGGAAGAAGCACAUCUGCCACACGUGUGGGAAAGCCUUCCGGCUGGCCAGGUUCCUCCGAAACCACCAGAAGGUCCACGAGGAGGGUGCCACCCCCUUUGGCUGCCCCACCUGUGGGAAGAGUUUCCAGGGGAGAUCUGGUCUAGCCAGGCAUCGCUGCGGGGACAACCAGGUAGGCAUGGAAGUCAGGAGGAAGGCCACUGCACCGCCAGGAGAGGGCGAGGAGUGUCGGUACACAUGUGAUCAGUGCGGCCGCUCCUACCGCCACGCCAGCUCCCUCCUCAACCACAAGAAUACCCACACUGUCGGCAUCUACCACUGUGCCGUGUGCCUCAAGACAUACUCUAACCUGCUUGCCCUGAAGAACCACCGCCGUAUCCACUCAGAGACACGGCGCCACCGUUGCCACGACUGUGGCAAGGCCUUCCGUGUUUCCUCUCAGCUCUACAACCACAGACGCGUCCACCAGAAGCAGCGGGAGCUGACCUGCCGGUCCUGCCAACGAGCCUUUCCUACACAGGCCAGCUUCAGGCUCCACAUGGAGAUCACCCAUGGACAGACACCGCAGCCCCGCCAGCCCAGACCCCAGCAGCCUCGACCGGGUGGCUCCCAGGAGCUGGGCUGGGGGUCAGGUCUGGACCUCACCUUGAUGCAAGAGCAAGGACUUAACCCCGGCAGCAUGGCGAAAGCCCGCAGCCGUGGGGGCCAUGGUGAGGUCAUUAAAUCGCAUGUCUGCGAUCAGUGUGGCCGAUCUUACCGCCACGCCAGCUCCCUGCUCAACCACAAGAACAGCCACAAGACCGGGACCUACUUCUGCAACUCCUGCCAGAAGGAGUUCCCUAACCUGAUGUCCCUGAAGAACCACCGCCGGAUCCAUACCGAGCCCAAACGCUAUCAGUGCCCCGACUGCGGCAAGUCCUUCCGUGUCUCCACCCAACUCAUCUGCCACCGGCGCAUCCACACCAAGGAGAAGCCGUUCUCCUGCCAGCAGUGCGACAAGCGCUUCUCCUCCAAGUCCAACCUGAGGCACCACAUGAAGGUGCACUGGAGCGGCUCGACGGCGCCCCCUCCCAUGGCCAUGGGUGCGCCCAACUUCUUGGAUCUGAGCCCGGUGGGCUCGACCAGCGGCUCCAAGAGUUUCGUGUGCGGUCAGUGUGGCCGCUCUUACCGCCACGCCAGCUCGCUGCUCAACCACAAGAACAGCCACAAGACCGGAACCUACUUCUGCAACUCCUGCCAGAAGGAGUUCCCCAACCUGAUGUCCCUGAAGAACCACCGCCGGAUCCACACUGAGCCAAAGCGCUACCGCUGCCCAGACUGCGGCAAGUCCUUCCGCGUGUCCACGGCGCUCAUUUGCCAUCGGCGCAUCCACACCAAGGAGAAGCCGUUCUCCUGCCAGCAGUGCGACAAGCGCUUCUCGUCGCGCUCCAACCUGAGGCACCACAUGAAGGUUCACUGGCGGGGUCCGCCGCUGUCCAGGGGGCGGUCCUCCGCCUUCCUCAGCGUCCUGUCCAGGCCGCUCACCUGAGGGUCCGAGCCCACCGGACUACCAGGACCACAUCCGGAUCAGGAUUUCAAUCUGAACCUGAAAACUGAAAUCACAUUUAUGUCUGAGCUGCGACCCGUCAGUGUGAACUACGACUCCCAGGGUGCAUUUCACCAACAAACAGCCAAUCACAGAGCGUUUUUAUUUGACUGAUGAUUUUUUUUUUUUUUUUUACAAAUUCUGAUUCAGAAAAGUAAAAAAUUAAUUUCUAUCAUUCAAUUUCAAUUUCAGAAUUUUAACCACUAGAUUUGAUUUUCUUAUUAUUUUAGAUCCAAACAUUGUAUUUUUUUGCUCUGUUAAAUUAUUUAAAAAUAUAUCUAUUUUGAAAAAGAAAACAUUUUUUAUUUCAAAUUGCUUUUAAAGUGAACAAUAAUAAAUAAAUAUAUUUGAAUUACAUUUAAAAAAGUACUACAAUCUAUAAAAAUAAUGAAUUUUAAAUUGGUAUUCCAUAAUGGAUAUAAUAUUUUUUCUGAGUCCAUAAAGUUUUCUGGAUAUUUCAGAUGAUUUCACACUGAUGGUUUUGACAGUAAAAUAUUUAAUCUGUUUCUGAUUGAGAUCCUGAUCUGAGGCUUUGAGACGCAGCCAGCACAGGAGGAUUGUGGGUCUCGUUGUCGAAGCUCCAGUUUGUUGCUCUCCUGUAAUCUUUGUUUCUUGAUUUGAACCUUCGACCACAUGACUCCGAAAAAAAUGUCUUUCUUUUUGAAAGUCACAGCAUGGAUUCUUCUCGGCUGUUCCUUAAGUCUUGCCGUCUAAAUGUGGGAUUCUGGAGGAUUUUUAUCAAUUCUUGAGUUUAAAAAAUGGUACAUUUGACAGAAAAUGUGUGUAACAGACGGUGUCAACCCAACAACUGCUGCAAAAACUUAUAAGACAUAACUGAGCAUGAGAAGGGACUCAUAUCAGGUCGGUCUGAACCUGGAGGACCUGGUGAGGAGGACCUGGUGAGGAGGACCUGCUGAGGAGGACCUGCUGAGGGGGGACCUGCUGAGGAGGACCUACUGAGGGGGGGGACCCGGAUCUGGAGAAAGACUAUCUGCAGCUGAUUUCAUGAAUGUAAAAACUGUGAUUCGUUCAGGAGCUUCUGCAACAUGUAAACCUUUCGGCCGGCGUGAUGCAUUCAGGUUCAGUGUUGUGCUCGGACAAGCAGGAUGUUUUUAUAUGGCAGAGGAUCAAAACUGUUUGUUCUUCUUCCUCUGGUGACAUUAAAGAUAUUGGGAUGCCUUCAGGAACAAACUGUAAACACGAGCUUCACCGCUGGACUCAAACGCUUCUGAUUCUUCAGAAGUUUUCCACCUUAAAUCCUUUAAGGUGGAUGGACUCCACAGCGAGACGUUUAAGGACGAUCCAGAGUGUUUGGUUCUUCAUGUCACAGAGUUUUAGUUUCACAACGUGGCGUCUGAUUUUUACUCAUUAGUCCCUGUGGGAAAAAAUCCACCUUAAAAGCUUCUUUUAUUAUUAUUAUUAUUAUUAUUUUUAUUAUUAUUAUAUAAGUGUUAUUAUACAAAAUCUCAAUUAUGAGAUAAACGUUCUCAGACAUAUUUUGUAAUUGUGACAAAAAAAAUCAUUUUUAUUUAUUUAUUAUGAGUUAUGACAUCACUCAGUGUUUCUUACGCUCUCCACAGACGAACUUUAUGAUGUUUGAGGCGUUAACGAGCUAACGCUACGCUACAGAGAAUUGACUCCAUCACCACCGUCAGACGUUCUGAGUUCUGAAUAAUAAUAAAGAAAUUUUUAGUAGGUGGAUGUGUGUUUGGAGGAGACACUGUCGCGGCUUGUCGUGUCUUCGUUCACAGACGAAGCGGAUGUCGGGAGCCAUGAUGUUUCUGUCUCUGCAGGAAGUCACCGAGCCGCUCGCUCUUCUUCUCCUCUUGUUCUCCGGUAGAGUUUAGGGUUUAGGGUUUGCAGGUCAGAGUCUUGAUGAUGGUUGUGUGUCUUCUGCUUUCAGUCUUUUUUAAUUUUUUCAACAUUUACCUAAAAUAAUAACGAGUGUAGGUUGUAUGUGAUGGUUUGUGAUGUUUAUAUGCACAAUAAUAUUCACUAUUAUUAACAACAUUUAAUAUGAAAACAUCAGAUUCUCAACAUGAUAAACAACAUAAGUGGGAAAAUAAACAUGAAAUAAUUAAUAUUCAUUUAGACAUAAAUAAUCCUGGAAUAUUUUGUGCAGGUAAACACAACUAAUUAUGACAUUUCUUCUCAUUGUGUAUUUUAUGAGAAAUCAUCUCAUAAUUACAACACCUGUGUCAGCUAAUUAAGAGAUUGUUUUGUUCUUAAUGAUAAUACAGCUCAUUAACCAAUAAAUAAUCUGAUUAAUAAUCUGGUUAAUGAUCCAGUAAAUAAUCUAGUUAAUUAUUUUGUCAGUAAUAUGGUUAAUUAUCUUGUUAGUAAUCUGGUUAGUAAUUUGGUAAAUAGUCUGGUUAAUAAUCUGAUUAAUAAUCUGGUUAAUAAUCCAGUUAAUGAUCCAGUAAAUAAUCUGGUUAAUAAUACGGUUAAUGAUCCAGUAAAUAAUCUGGUUAAUAAUAUUGUUAGUAAUCUGGCAAAUAAUCUGCUAAAUAAUCUAAUGAGUCAUCUGGUUAGUAAUCUCAUUAAUGAUCCAGUAAAUAAUCUGGUUAAUAAUAUGGUUAAUAUUCUGGUUAGUAAUCUGGUUAAUAACUUCGUUAAUAAUCAGGUUAAUGAUCCAGUAAAUAAUGUGGAUAGUAACUUGGUUAAUAACCCGGUUAAUAAUACCGUUAAUUAUCCAGUAAAUAAUCUGGUUAAUAAUCCAGGUAAUAAUCUGGAUAAUAAACUGGUUAAUGAUCCAGUAAAUAUUUUUGCUUAAUUAUCUGGUUAGUAAUUUGGUUAAUGAGCUGGUUAGUAAUCUGGUAAAUAAUUUGGUUAAUAAUCUGGUUAAUAUAAAUACUGAAUAUUAAUGAUUAAAAACAGAUAUCUUGAUUUUGAGAAAUAAUUUGUGAACAUUUUUCUCCAAUUUGAGAGAUUUGGAUCUAUUUAUAAAAAAAUAAUGAAAUAAUAAUAUAUUUAUAGUGUAGUAAUAAUAUUCAAUAUUUACUUCACUUAAACUACAAAAAUAUCGGCAUCAAAAUAUACUAAAAGUAACAAAAGUAAGAAGUUAUUAUAUAGAUAAUAGAUUAUAAUUACAGCUGGUAAUUAAUCAUAUACAUCAUUGUUAUAUUUGUUUUAAUAAUCUGACAGAAAGGAUACAAUACUGUGUACCUGCAGUACUCCAUUUUGUAACCAUGAAAAUGUUUUCUCAUAAUCUUCACAGAAACUACAAAAUUUAUGUUUCAUUAUUUCAUAAGUUUUCUGCAUCUUCAUGAGAUUUUAUGAGAAAGAAUGUCAUAAUUCUGAUAGAUAUGAAAAUUUUGACUUCAUCGAUCAUGUGAGAAACGAGUGUCUGAUAAUGAUUUAUUCUCCUGAUGAAGAGGUCUGAUGGUUGUUGGUGAAUGUGUUGAAUUAGUUCUAGAUUUGAUCUGCAGACACUCAAAAUAAACUGGGUAUUAAUCCGGUUAGUAUUCUGGUUAGUAAUCUGGUUAAUAAUUUGGUCAAUAAUCUGGUUAUUAAUCCAGUUAAUAAUCUGGUUAGUAUUCUAGUCAAUAAUCUGGUGAUUAAUCCGGUUAGCAAUCCAGUUCAUAAUUCUGUUGAUAUUCUAGUUAAUAAUCCAGUUUAUAAUCUUGUUAGAAACCUGGUUAAUAAUUUGGUUAAUAGCCCAGUGAAUAAUCUGGUUAAUAACCUGGGUAAUAACUCAGUUAAUUAUCCGUUUGAUAAUCUGAUUAUUAAUUUGGUUAUUAAUCCGGUGUAUUUUUCAGUUAAUAAUCUGGUUACUAAUCUGGUAAUAUCCUGGUUAAUAACCUGAUUAAUGAUUCGGUUAAUAAUCUGGUUAAGGAUUCUGUUAAUAAUCCAGUUAAAAACCUGGUUAAUAAUCUGGUUAAUGAUUCUGUUCAUAAUCUGGUUAAUGAUCUGGUUAAUAAUAAGGAUUAAAAACCUGGUUAAUGAUUCUGUUAAUAACCUGGUUACUGAUCCGGUUGGUGUCAGUCGGGAUGUUGCGGCGCCAUAGAAACCGUAGACUGUUUGAUUAGCUGAUGUGUCGUCGGUGUUCCUCUGUAUGACUUUUAUAUACUAAACUAAUAACUGUAGAAUAUCUUUAUUUCUACCUAACAAAUGGAUGUCAACGUUCAUUAUUUUAUUCUUGGUGGUAUUUACUGUAUGUCCUUGACUGUUUUUAAUAAAAUCCAAAAUUCCUGAACA
Centropristis striata (black sea bass) is the source of this 9598-nucleotide messenger RNA. RefSeq names its product zinc finger protein 646. Gene Ontology annotation, molecular function: RNA polymerase II transcription regulatory region sequence-specific DNA binding; DNA-binding transcription factor activity, RNA polymerase II-specific. The record is from RefSeq and is a predicted model, not a curated record. Gene Ontology annotation, cellular component: nucleus. The coding region runs from base 386 to 5344 and encodes 1652 amino acids. The transcript is spliced from 5 exons. Gene Ontology annotation, biological process: regulation of transcription by RNA polymerase II. NCBI's taxonomy places the organism in Eukaryota, Metazoa, Chordata, Actinopteri, Perciformes, Serranidae.